Peromyscus californicus insignis is the source of this 3579-nucleotide messenger RNA. RefSeq names its product peroxisomal biogenesis factor 13 (gene Pex13). Gene Ontology annotation, molecular function: protein binding. Lineage: Eukaryota; Metazoa; Chordata; Mammalia; Rodentia; Cricetidae. The record is from RefSeq and is a predicted model, not a curated record. Gene Ontology annotation, cellular component: peroxisomal membrane; peroxisome; peroxisomal importomer complex. Gene Ontology annotation, biological process: protein import into peroxisome matrix, docking. The transcript is spliced from 4 exons. Bases 101 to 1315 code for a protein of 404 amino acids.
UCGGCGCUCUUCCCGUCGCGCCUGGCAAACGAGGCGAGCCUUCACACAGCCGGCGCAGUCGCGGCCCUGAGCAGGCGAAGCGGACGGAGCAGGCGGAGAGAUGGCGUCCCAGCCGCCGCCGCCCCCGAAACCCUGGGAGACCCGCCGCAUUCCCGGGGCCGGCUCCGGCCCGGGGCCAGGCCCCGGCCCCACUUUCCAAUCUGCUGACUUGGGCCCUACUUUAUUGACGAGACCUGGACAACCAACACUUACCAGAGUGCCCCCACCUAUUCUUCCCAGGCCAUCCCAGCAGACGGGGAGCAGCAGCGUCAACACUUUCAGACCUGCUUACAGUUCUUUCUCUUCUGGAUACGGAGCCUAUGGAAAUUCAUUUUAUGGAAACUAUAGCCCUUACAGUUAUGGAUAUAACGGUUUGGGCUUUAACCGCCUCCAUGUAGACGAUCUUCCACCCAGUCGGUUUGUUCAGCAAGCUGAAGAAAGCAGCAGAGGCGCAUUUCAGUCCAUUGAGAGCAUUGUGCACGCAUUCGCCUCUGUCAGCAUGAUGAUGGACGCCACCUUCUCAGCUGUCUAUAACAGUUUCAGGGCUGUCUUGGAUGUAGCAAAUCACUUUUCCCGGUUAAAAAUACACUUUACAAAGGUUUUUUCCGCCUUCGCGUUAGUUAGGACUAUAAGAUACCUGUAUAGACGGUUGCAGUGGAUGAUGGGUUUAAGGAGAGGCUCUGAGAAUGAGGACCUGUGGGCAGAAAGUGAAAGAACUGUGGCCUGCCUUGGUGCCGAGGACCAAGCAGCCACCUCAGCGAAAUCCUGGCCAAUAUUCCUGUUCUUUGCUGUUAUCCUUGGUGGUCCCUAUCUCAUCUGGAAACUUCUGUCUACACACAGUGAUGAAGUAACAGACAUCAACUGGGCAAGUGGUGAGGAUGACCAUGUAGUUGCUAGAGCAGAAUAUGAUUUUAAUGCCACGUCUGAUGAAGAAAUUUCUUUCCGUGCUGGUGAUAUGCUAAAUUUAGCCCUCAAAGAGCGACAGCCCAAAGUGCGUGGUUGGCUUCUUGCUAGUCUUGAUGGUCAAACUACAGGACUGAUACCUGCAAAUUAUGUCAAAAUCCUGGGCAAAAGAAGAGGCAGAAAAACAAGAGAAUCCAGUAAAAUACUCAAGCAGCAACAGUCUGUUACCAACCCAACAUUAAUUAAAGGAGUCACUACUGCCAACUCUUUGGAUGAACAGGAAGCUGCCUUUGAAUCUGUUUUUGUUGAAACUAAUAAGGUUCCAGGUGCACCUGAUUCUACAGAGAAAAAUGGAGAGAAACAAGAUCUUUGAUAUCUUUCAUGUUUUCGUGCAGGUGAACAAUACUUUAGAGUACUUUUAAAAAUUAUUUCUUACAGAGAAAUUAAUUUGCAGUUGAAUGAAAGCAUUUGCUCAUGGCUGUCCAGGCAUUUUGCUGCUAGAAGUUACUUAGUCACACACUAAUAUGCUGGUCUAGUGAUCUGGCUACACUUGGCCAUUUAUUGGACUGUGAGGACAUUUGUUUCACCUAGCUUUUAGAUUAUGGAGAUGGUUGUCAGUUUCAUCUUAUCUAAAUCCCUAGGCUUAUUGGAACAGUAAAUUUGAUGAACAGUGGAAUACACAAGUUGCCUCAGAAGGGAUCAUUAAUGCUUUUUAAAGUUCUGAGUUAAUUGAUUUGAAGUCUUCAAAAAUUGAGUGAUAACAUCUACUUACAAGAACAGGCGAAAAGGCUGAAUUUUUAUAACCUUUUAAGUAAACUAAAUAAAAUUUUCUGAUCUGUAUUAUGUCCAGUGUUGGAUUUACUUUAGGUGAUAUGUUUCUACCUGCAAAAAAUUGAUCCUAUUAUCUUUUAGUAUUUAUAAAAUUUACUGUUAAAAGGUCACUGGGAGUACUCUAAUGGAGAUGGUUCUAGAAUGAGGGUCUCUUAAUCUCUACAGUGUAACUAGUUUCCAUCCUGAGUAACGUCAGAAUAUAUACAGUUUAUUUCUUUUCCUCCAACUAAGAUGUAAGUCCUUUAAUAGUGCACUUAGUGAUACAAUCAGUUCUGGCAGUAAUGAUUUUUAAUCUUCAUGAAUUUUCUUCUUCAACAUAGGAAAAUUAUUUUUAUAAAUUCCAUAAUCAGGAUAUGCUUUAAACAUUGAAAAUGUGUCACACUGGGUAGAUUUCUUUUAGAUUUAGUUUUCACUACUGAGACUAAAUAAUUCGCUUGCUAUUUCAAAUAUAUUAUUUGACCUUUUUUUUUUUGGCUUAAUGAUUUAGUGUGUUUCAUACAGUUUCCCCACAAAAUUGGAAUGUUCUUACCCUUGCUGUGAACAGACUACAAAUUAAUACUGUCAGAAAUAUACACAAGAAUAUAUUUACAAAUACUGCUAAAAACUGUGGUUUUGGUAAGUGAUUUGUGUUUUUACCUUUCAUACAGAUGUGUUUACCAAAUAAGUAAUUCUAGAGCAGUUCAUAUUAAGCCAUAUCUAACCCAAUAUGUACUAGGCACAGAAGAACUAGACUUCUUGAGAAGGCCUGUUUGAAAUGACAGUAUAAUAAGUGACAUGUCCUUUUAUCUCUCUCGAGAGAGGUGAGUCUUCAUGGUACUUGUUUAUCUCAGGCCUGUCUUCUGACACUGAGUUGGUAGCCUUCCACUCUACCACUGAACUGUGUCCCUAGCUCUCAAAACAAAUAUGAACUUCAGUCUUGAGAUGUCUAACUGCUCGAAUGUCUAAAUGUUACUCUAGACAUCUAGAUUAAAUAAUAGUAAUAAAAUAGAAAUGAAAUGUUGAGUCGGCACUAUUUAGAUUUUUUUUCUUUAGAAGAUGAGCUUUUUUUUUUUUUUUUUUUUUUUUCAGUUUUUCGAGACAGGGUUUCUCUGUGUAGCUUUGCGCCUUUCCUGGAACUCACUUGGUAGUCCAGGCUGGCCUCGAACUCACAGAGAUCCUCCUGGCUCUGCCUCCCGAAGAAGAUGAGCUUUAAGGUAGGAUUUGUGACUGAUAGCUGUAUAGGAAAGAGAGCUUAGGCAAAUAAAUGACAGAAGCACAUUUCUCUUAGGGUCUUUAUUGUGUGCUGACUAUACUAGAUUACGGUAUUAACCUGAUAGCUACUUGUGUCCAUUUUUAUUAAAAUUGUAUAAAAGCAACUGUAGGACUAGAAAGGCAGAAAAAUUUUGCAGCCUUUUUUUUUUUUAAUCACAGCAGACUUAGAGUAAUUUUUAGAGAAGAUGGAAUGUACUGGUCACAGCUCCAAUAUUAUUAAUUUAGGGGUUUCUUUAAGUAGUGCUUCCUCACAAGAAACUCCAUUUUCAAUUAACUAAAUCACAAGUUACAGUAAGAAAAGAAGCCUCCAAUUUUUUCACUGUAGUUUGUCAGCUCGGAAAGAAAAUGAUACAAGGACUGUAAAUGUUUUCAUGAUCUUCUUCAGGGACUUGACCCAAUCUGUCAGUCUAACACAAUUAUUCACUUCCCUGAGUACAGCUGAGGUUGAUUUUGUGUUUUCUUUAAUGGAAAAAGGAACAAAUUACAAUUAAGUUUUUAUUUUUAAUAGACUGUGAAAAUACUUUUACUGGAAAAAUAAAAAUAUUUUAAACUUAA